AUGAUCUCUCGACCUACCUCCUUUCCACGUACAUUGAUACCCCGCGUCACCUCCGUACAAGGCGUAAUUUGCCGGCGGCACCGUUCGACGAAGCAACGUUUCCAUGAUGCUGCUAUUUCACCAUCAGUCCAGCCUCCCAUCGAGCUACCCUCUAUGGCAAGACUGCCGACGAAGCUAUUGUUGCGCUCUCUAGUUUUGACCUCUCUUAUGACAUCUAAAAUAUUCCUGAAACCUGCAUUGGCUCUAUUGAACGUUCUCAGCAACUCCAACUCCGCCCUUUUAAACGCCGAUCGAAACCCAGUUCUUAACAAACUUCUCCGGUGGACUGUCUACAAUCAUUUUUGUGCUGGAACGAACCGCAAAGAGGUCUCAAAGACCGUAGCACAAAUCAAAGAUAUUGGAUACCAGGGCGUGAUUUUGGGUUAUUCAAGGGAGAUUGUUCUCGCUCCGAAUGAGAAGUUGGCUUCCAGUGACUCUGGCACCACGGACUACAGCGAUAGGUGCUAUGAGACUGUGGAAGAAUGGAAGAAUGGCACACUUGAGACUCUCCGGAUGGUUGGAGCCGGAGACUUCCUCGCUGUUAAACUCACAGGUGCUGGUCCGAUCUCCCUCGACGCCAUGGCAGCCAAAAAGCCUAUGCCGGACGUGAUGGUCAAAGCCAUGGAUGAAAUAUGCAUCGCGACGAAAGAACAAGGUUCACGUCUUUGGCUGGAUGCUGAGCAGCAAGUUCUGCAGAAUGGAUUGGAUAUCUGGGCCAUUGAUAUUAUGCGCAGACACAAUAACUCGGAUUCUCCCUUGGUCUACAACACCAUUCAGGGAUACCUCAAGGCAUCUAAGGCCAACCUAGACCACCACAUUACCCUCGCUGCACAAGAAGGGUGGACCUUGGGAAUUAAAUUGGUCCGAGGAGCCUAUAUCGAGCAUGAGACCCGCUCCCUCAUUCACAAUACUAAAGAAGAGACGGAUGAUUCCUACGAUUUGAUUGCGGACAUGAUGCUGUGCCAAAGGAUGCCGGAAGAAGUUAAUGACUUGAAGUUCCCCAAGGCCGCACUCUUUCUCGCAACGCACAAUGCUGCCAGUGCUGCAAAGGCAAUUGCUACUCAUCAAGACCUACUUCUUGCACAAAAACCGACGAUAUUGCUGGAAUGUGGUCAGAUUCAAGGAAUGGCAGACGAAUUGAGUUGCGAGUUAGUGCAGAACUACGAGCGCGCUUUGAAGGAGUCUUCCGUUGCGAAUAUAUCUGUACCCAAGGCUUUCAAGUGUAUGGCCUGGGGCUCAGUGGCGGAAUGUAUGCAGUACCUGCAUCGUCGGGCGAUUGAGAAUAAGGGCGCAGUUGAGCGUACGCAGCAUAUGGUAGAUGCACUACGACGGGAAUUAUGGCGAAGAAUGUUUGGUUAG
Messenger RNA from Penicillium pulvis, 1398 nucleotides. Its product is annotated as putative proline oxidase Put1. Bases 1 to 1398 code for a protein of 465 amino acids. Lineage: Eukaryota; Fungi; Ascomycota; Eurotiomycetes; Eurotiales; Aspergillaceae. The transcript has 2 exons. Gene Ontology annotation, cellular component: mitochondrion. Gene Ontology annotation, molecular function: proline dehydrogenase activity; FAD binding. The record is from RefSeq and is a predicted model, not a curated record.